[Torrubiella] hemipterigena is the source of this 660-nucleotide messenger RNA. NCBI's taxonomy places the organism in Eukaryota, Fungi, Ascomycota, Sordariomycetes, Hypocreales, Clavicipitaceae. The record is from the annotation of a GenBank genome assembly.
AUGCGUCGUUUCACACAGCAAUGCCCUGAGCUGCGGGCUCUCCAUGCGGCUCUUCGCCAACGAACGCAGAACCGUCGAGCACCACUGGCUUCUCUAUCUCGCGCGGCGCGCCCAUGCUGUAGCAGUGGCCGUCGCCAAUUCCAUUCGACCUCUCUCACUCUCCGCGAAAAGCCGCCUUCAGAGCCCCAGCCGACCAGCUUCCAGGACCUUGACAUGCUAGGCCAAAUUGCCGUACCAUCAACAUCGGUCGACGUGUGCAUGUCCGACGGCUUCGCCUUGAACAGUGGCAUUACUAUCACGGGAGGCGAUGGAGCGCUACUAGUCAAUGGCGAAGCAUUUGCGUGGCGUCCGUGGGAAAUCAAGGGAGAAAAGCGCAUGCUGAAUAGCAAGGGGCAACUCGACAUUCCCGCGGAGGCGCUGAGCGUCUUUAACAUCCUGUGGCCGCGUCCAGAUUUAUUGAUCAUCGGAGCGGGCAAGCAGAUUGUGCCAUUGUCGCCAGAGACUCGACGCGUUCUUUCAGAGAUGGGUAUACGUGUGGAGGUACUCGACACGAGAAAUGCCGCGUCACAGUUCAACAUGCUGGCCACGGAGCGAGGCAUUGAUGACGUUGCUGCUGUGCUGAUACCUCUUGGUUGGGAAGAGGGAGUCGGUGCAGCUUAA